Molecule: messenger RNA, 993 nt
Organism: Pecten maximus
Lineage: Eukaryota; Metazoa; Mollusca; Bivalvia; Pectinida; Pectinidae
Exons: 7
Coding region: 298-993 (231 amino acids)
Source: RefSeq, a predicted model, not a curated record
CAAUCAACCCCAAAUGGCCGGAGCUGUCUUUUGAUGUGGAGGUAACGGAGGAGGUGGAGGUAGACUACACACCGUUUAUGGAUGUGUAUGCUUCCUGUAACCAGAUCAGGGUUGGAAAUACACUCAGGAAUUAUGGUAAGGGAGAAGUGAUUGGUUGUUAUUACUCCCAUCAAAUGUUGACCCGCUCACACCCGUACUACGAGGUAAAGUGCCUGGCUGCUGACAGUGGGUCUGGAGAGAAAGUUGGUGUCCUUGCUUGGCUGUAUCUUUGAUGUUAUCUGCCAUAAGCAUGAUCCUAUGGGAACUGAUGUGGAUGUUGGAGGAGAGGUAGAAAGCUUUGAAACUGAUGCCAAUAAGAUAUAUGGAUUUGGUAUCGAAGGAGAAUGGGACUCGGAAUACAUUCCUUCUCACAAUAAGUACAAAUUCUACACCACCAUUGAUGGAAAGAGGCACAAAGGUGACCUUCUAAACAAAAAUGCCCAUGCAAAGUCGACGAUGUACCCCCUGGUUGCAGCCCUUGGUGAAGGAGGUGUUAUUAAAAUUUCCCUCAGUCAUAUGGUGGAGGAACCCGAGACAUUUGUGAAGAAGUAUGAGAACAAACAGAUUGAGCGAGGUUUUAUGAAUUACUGUGCUUUGGAUGACGAUGGAAUCCUUAGUCCAAUGAGUUCAACUAAUGGAGGCUUCUUUGUCAGUCACCAUGCUGCUUCAAAGACAAACAAUGUCUUCAGCUUCAAAGUUCUUCAAGCAGGACAAAAGAAAUUUUGUUGUGGUUUGUCAGGAUAUGUUACUGAGAUAAAAGAUUGGCAGAAAGGAGUUAAAGAAUCCGUCAUCUUUAAUGCUGAAACAAACAUACUUAAUAUAAAUCAGGUUGACAAGAAAGAUAUGAUGGAUGCGGAGUUGUCAGAAGGAGAUACAAUCACAAUCACAGUGAACUUCACUACUGAAACUUUUUGCGAGGUUGAUUUCAAACACCAACAAAAAAGUGUAAGUUGA